ACCCUCUCCCUGAGAAAGAAGACUGUGGCAAAAAAAAAAAGAAAGACCGUGCACUUCCUUGUCGUCGCGAAAUUCGCCAUGGAUGCUCAACAACGGAGGACGGGAACCGAUCAACGUCCUCUGCCAUCUCCACCCAGUGAAGGUCCUUUUUCCAUUUUUUCCGUCCUCGCCGUUUUCAUCGCGAUCGCCAUCCUCACCGUGGUUAUAUCUCCUACAUCCAUCUUGCACCAAGUUCCUGAAGGUCAUGUUGGAGCAUAUUGGAGAGGGGGUGCCCUUCUAAACACAAUUAGCGAGCCUGGUAUUCAUCUGAAGUUGCCCUACAUUACCCACUAUGAGCCUGUUCAAGUUACCCUCCAAACAGAUCAGGUGAGGGAUAUACCAUGUGGUACAAAAGGAGGUGUCAUGAUCACAUUUGCAAAGAUAGAAGUUGUUAAUCGGCUGCGUAAGGAUUAUGUGUAUGAGACUUUGUUGAACUAUGGUGUGAAUUAUGACAAUACGUGGAUAUAUGACAAGAUUCAUCAUGAGAUCAACCAGUUCUGCAGCUCUCAUUCACUUCAGCAAGUCUACAUUGAUAUCUUUGAUCAAAUAGAUGAAAGGAUGAAAGAUGCUCUUCAAGCUGACUGCACACGUUAUGCUCCUGGAAUUGAGAUCAUCAGUGUCCGUGUCACAAAGCCGAAAAUUCCAGAGAGUGUAAGGCGGAACUUUGAACAAAUGGAAGAGGAACGCACAAAGGUUUUGAUUGCUACGGAGAAACAAAGAGUUGCGGAGAAAGAGGCUGAGACAAAGAAAAUCAUGGCCAUUAGUGAGGCUGAGAAAAAUGCCAAAGUUAGCAAGAUUUUGAUGGAACAGAAGCUGAUGGAGAAAGACAGUUCCCGCAGAGAACAAGAAAUCGAGAAUCAGAUGUACCUUGCUCGUCAAAAGAGCCUUGCAGACGCCGAUUACUAUCGUGUACUCAAAGAAGCUGAAGCCAACAAGAUGAAGCUUACCCCUGAAUUUCUCGAGCUCAGAUUCAUCGAGGCCAUUGCUGAUAACACUAAAAUUUUCUUCGGCAACAAGGUACCUAACAUGGUAUUGGAUCAAAGGUUGCUUGGAAACUUCCUCAAACAAGUGGCAAUAAACACAUCUGACGAUAUCUGAGCCGGAAACUAACUCGGGUCACCACAAAACCUCUCUCGUCUUUGUUUCAUAGUUUCAAGUGUUACAAGUGCGUAUUUAUUUGCAUCACUCACUACACUUCGUCGGCGUCUCCUCCUAUGUGUGAAACAAAUAACAACAUUUUGGCUGGUUGAUUCGGGUUAGACCAGCCCACGAGUUGUCUCAAGACAUGCAGGUUCAGACCCUCUCCCCCGCUUGGUAGAACUGUGGUCACUCCCUGCUCUGGGUUGGUUCUGGUCGGGUCGGAUCUUUUCAGUCCCUGGUUUACUUCGGUUAUGACCGGUUAAGCCAAACCGGAAUGUCCAUCUUGUGGCCACGAGCACGAGGUGUUGUCCUCCUUAAAUUAAUGAUGAGAUACACUUUUGUUUGGUUUUCUAUAUAAAAGGAGUAAAUUUAAUCUUGUCUUAAUCAGAUUAUUAAGAUGGUCAAUCUUCAAUAAAAUAAAGUAAUUAAAAUUGUAAUU
This is a messenger RNA of Tarenaya hassleriana, 1618 nucleotides long. RefSeq names its product erlin-1-like. Lineage: Eukaryota; Viridiplantae; Streptophyta; Magnoliopsida; Brassicales; Cleomaceae. Bases 79 to 1137 code for a protein of 352 amino acids. Gene Ontology annotation, biological process: SREBP signaling pathway. The record is from RefSeq and is a predicted model, not a curated record. Gene Ontology annotation, molecular function: ubiquitin protein ligase binding; cholesterol binding. Gene Ontology annotation, cellular component: endoplasmic reticulum membrane; endoplasmic reticulum. The transcript is spliced from 9 exons.